Mya arenaria is the source of this 1639-nucleotide messenger RNA. RefSeq lists its product as uncharacterized. Gene Ontology annotation, cellular component: plasma membrane. Gene Ontology annotation, biological process: G protein-coupled receptor signaling pathway. Lineage: Eukaryota; Metazoa; Mollusca; Bivalvia; Myida; Myidae. The coding region runs from base 38 to 1639 and encodes 533 amino acids. The record is from RefSeq and is a predicted model, not a curated record. Gene Ontology annotation, molecular function: G protein-coupled receptor activity. The transcript has 5 exons.
UUUCGUUGGGAAAUGUUUUAACAAAAGUUAAUAAAAGAUGAGUGAUAGUCUUCUGACAACGACUACUAGUAGUUUUGAACAUACAGCUAAUGACCCCACAGGCGCUGACAACGACAUGGGACUGUCCAAUGCGACAGAAAAAGAAUUACUGGACCAACUGAAUGACGAAAUAAAAAGGGCAUUAACACCUGUUUCAGUUUUUGUUGGAAUUGAAGUUGUUGUGGGAUGUUUUGGAAAUUUAUUUGUCUUGUACGUUUUUAUAAAACGUUACCAUGACUGUAACUUCCGGUACUUCGUGCUGUGCUUGGCUUUUCUAGACUUUAUCAGCACACUGACCACAAUUCCUGGGGAGAUUCUCACGCAGCAGUUCUGGUACAAGUACCCGUUUCCCAUCGUUUGCAAGAUCAAAUCUUUCUUUAACGUGUUCACGGUGUCAGGUGAGGCCUUAUGUCUAUGCAUAAUUGCCGUCGACCGCUACCGGAAAAUCUGUGCGCCAUUCAGAUGGCAGAUCAAGCCUCGCCAGGCGCUCAUCAUGUGCGGCGUCAUCUACGGAGCGGCGUUCAUCAUUUCACUUCCGGUCUCGUUUCUCUGGGGAAUCCACCAUGACAUUAGGAUAUACAAUGGAAGAAACGUUACUGUCACCAUCUGUGAAAAAGAUGCUAAAUAUGCAGACAGUAGACACCCAUUUGAAUACGCUACAUCUGUGGAGGUUUUAAUUGGGAUUUGCCUUAUCGUCAUGCUUAUUCUUUAUAUACUGGUAGCAAAGAAACUCAUCUUGGGUCGCUCAUUGGCUCAAAUGCGCCAAAAGUCGAGAGUACCUAUGGUCAGCAAGACGACAGCGUUACAAACAAAAUUAAAACAACCUUCCGAGAUCAGCGAUGGCGGUGGUAUGUCUACUUCUGACAUACCGACUGGAAAUGAAAAACCUAACAGAGAGAUAGAAUUAAGGUAUAUGGAUGACGAAAGUGAACCAGUCGACGUCAAUGAUGCCUUUGUCACGGACGCCGAUACCACCUGCGAGGGUGGGACGUCGGAAGAACGUCUAAAGAAACGGAUGACACGUCGACGUCAAGAAAUAGCGAGCCGCAUUCGUCGGAAAACAAUGAAAUGGUUAUGUCCAAAUAUCGUUAUGGUGACAGUGGUGCUGACAACUUGUGUCAGGGCGGACAGGUUGGCGAAAUUGAAGGGCCAAAUGACUCUCAUGCAAGCCUUUAAGUUCUACUUGAAGGUGAGAUCGGACGCAAUUGAAGGAAAUAUUAGUACAUUAACUGAGCGGGUUUCCAGUCUUGAAUCUCAUGUAACCACGCUGGAAAACAAGGUUGAAGAACUGGAAGGUAGAGUAAACGAAGAUGUUGUCGUCACUGAUGAGCCGAGAUCAACGACAAAAGAUUGGGCCACUAUCGGGGCGCGUGACUGCAGCGAUGUGUUAAAGCAGGGGUUGUCACGUGGUUCUGGAGUGUACAAAAUCACGCCCUGGAACACGCACGGGGAAGUGGACGUUUACUGCGAUAUGGAUACCGAUGGUGGUGUUUCAAGACGCUUGGACGGGUCUGUUGACUUCAACAGAAAAUUUGUGGAGUACGAGAAGGGUUUUGGCUCACUGGAUGGUGAAAUUUGGAUGGGUAUGUUCUUAAAGUAA